Molecule: messenger RNA, 6861 nt
Organism: Sitodiplosis mosellana (orange wheat blossom midge)
Lineage: Eukaryota; Metazoa; Arthropoda; Insecta; Diptera; Cecidomyiidae
Exons: 2
Coding region: 5735-6787 (350 amino acids)
Source: RefSeq, a predicted model, not a curated record
CCAUUCAUUUAGACAAGUUGGAGGUGUUCUCAUUGCGCUCAACAAUGAAAUCUUCUCUACUGAAGAAAUUAAAUUUGACAACGUGGACAUUGAGCACGUAUGCAUUAAAGCGAGCUUGCCAACACACAACAUUUUUAUUUAUAAUUAGACCUCCCAUCGCGUCCGGAAACGUCCGGAAUUUCGUGAAAUUCCGGAUAUUUCGGCAUGAUCCGGUUUUCUCUAACGAUUUCCGGAUAUUUUCAAAUUUUGAGAAAACGUAUUAAAAUGUUCUACAUUUUAACACAAUUUCAUUUUAAUUUUCGACGAUUCCACACCAAGCGGGACAAAAUUUGCAAGUGAUUUCUCCGAUUUCGCUCAAACUUGGUGUAUAAACUUCUUAUCGGCAAAAACUCGCAAAGCCAAAAAAUUAAGGUGACCUUCCCCACCCAGGGUGACCCAAAUAUUGAAAAAAAUGGAAAAUGGCACUUUUUUUACAUUUUCACACUAGAAAAGUGUGGUACAAACUUUCGAAACUAUAUGCAUGGUUGGAUAGAUAAUCGAUGGGGCUAAAAAAAGUCCAUUACGACCACCCCAUCCGGGCCCAUUCAUGCCCUGAAAAGUGGGUUCAAAGUAUUAAAUGUGAAAAAAGUCAAUUAGACGUGGUUUUAUUUUUUCGAUUUUUUGGGCUUAAAUGGUAGGCAACCUCAAAAUCUAAAACAUGGUGAAUCCGAAUCUCUACUUGCACUUUCUAAAAAUGUAAAAAAAAAUUUUUUAUGUAAUUUUGAUCUCACCAUUUUCACAGGGUUUUUGGCUAUAUAAUUUUUUUACACACCAAAUAGGUGUUCUGACGAUGGUGGUGUGUGCUGAUGAAAUGCCCAGCAGACUCCAAUGAAUCAAAUAAUACCAUUGGUUGGGGCCGCUCUCUCCUUUGGAGGGACAGGGGAGGCUCAAAAAUUCGAAAAAUCACAAAAAAUCACUAUUUUAGAGCAAAAACAGGGCAGAAACCCGCUUUUGGCCCCAAAUCACUAUAAUAUUCGGAAAACUCGUAAAAAAUACUACUUACGCGUAGAACAUUUUAACUUGAUCAAACCCUUCCUUCUGCUUCAAAUCGGGGUCGGUAGUUUGAAAAAUCGUGUUUCUGCAAGUAUGCGACCAUUUUUAACUGCUUCAAAGGCACUAGCACUGAUGCGAUGUGUUCCUUAAAUAUAGUGUUUGAUGUCUAGUUCCUUGUAGCAUAUAACACGUGUCACUUAUAUGGCUCAAAUUUGGCAUUGGGAGGCUAAUAUUGAAGAAAAAGGUGAAAAAAUCGCACAAUCACACCACAACUGCCGAAAUCAAGGCAGUGGACCUGAUUUUUGGCCAAAAAUGAUUGCAUUUUCGAAUUUCUCGUAGAUAAAAUUUUCUUUAACUUUGUAAAAAUCAUUAUAAUCGUAUCAUUUGAAGUGUUUCUUGUAGUUUUGAACCAUUUUCAAUAAAAUUAACCGGAAAAAUAGACAGAAAACCCGAAAUUGAUAUUUUUGAUUUUUGGUUGGUUUCACGGAUAGAGAUCAAUAAGCGGUUAUGUAGUAUGCAAGUCGACUAGAUAUGGUAUUUUGGGUUAGUAUUUGAUGGAAAAAUAUUUGUUUCAUCUCUGGCUACAGUUUUGGUGGCACAAUAAUCAGGAAAAAUGAAAAACCGUGCGCGUUUUGGUCAAAAAACUAGUAAAAAUGGCCUUUUUUUGAUAUUUUCGUCAAAAAAUCCACCCAAAGAUGAUUUUUUGGCAUAUUGUUUCGACGAAAUUUGUUUUUCUGACUCUUUUCUAUGAAAUGAAAAAAGAUUUCAAGUCAAUAACAUCAUGAGUUAACGACCAAAACAUGAUGAUAUAAAAGUCUAAAAAUCCUAGCCCACACAAAAUAUUUGAUAGGUCGAUAUUUUUCUUAUUACCACGUCAACGGAGAAAUCGUAGUAUGCAGUUUUGUUUGUUUUUAGGUCCCCUAACAUCCUGCAUUUAAAGUGUCCAUGUGUGAGAGCAGAAGUUGAAAUUUGUUGUACGGUGUAAUAUACGUUCACGAAAAUACGUUGUCUUUUUCAAACAUAGUAGUUCAAAUUCAACAAGUCGUCCUGCGAAGGUGCACUUAAGACUGUCUGGCGUGUAUUCAAUUUGUACUUUAUUCUGACAGCCGCGUUGUAAUUAAUGAUGACAGUUCGGUUUCGCCGCUCUGGUUCGGUGCGACGUAAACAAUUUGCACCUGAACCUUGAAAAAUGCGCCGUCCUUACAAUCACCACAAAAAGGAAGGAUAUCAUCGAUACUAAUUACAAAUACGGUGAUUUUACCUUCUUUAUUUCGGACCACAAAGAUCUCGACGUCAUCAUUUACCAGAAGCUGAGCUUUGUCAAGCCCAUUGACGCGAUUACAUCGAAGGCGACAGAAAGACUACUAUAUAAUUAUUACACACCAAAUUGUACAAAAAUCAAAAGAUCAGGUUUUUCACGACUCUUGGAGUCGUUUCAAACAAUGCGAUAUCGCCUAGAUAUAUCCAUUGGAUAUUUCUGCUGGACGGCAUAUUUUGUUGCGUUUGAACAAACGCUUCGUUACACAGUGACGGUGUCGCGCGUGACAUACACAGAACAGAGCGCAUUUGAGGACGCUACCAUUUGUGUGCCCACUGUUCGUAUGUGUUCAAAGACUUGAUCGCUCAUGUAUUUGUAUUUGCGACGCCUCCUCAAAUGCGCUCUGUUCUAUGUAUGUCGCGCGCGACACCGUCACUGUGUAACAAAGCGUUUGUAUAAACGCAACAAAAUAUGCCGUCUAGCAGAAAUAUCCAAUGGAUAUAUCUAGGCGAUAUCUCAUUGUUUGAGUUCUUUUCCUGCAAAACUUAUUAUUCAGCCAGUCUUUUGGCGGUGUUGAAUAAAUAAAAAAAUAACAACACGUUUGAGAAAAGAUAGACUAACUGGAGCGUUGAACAAAUUAAUGUCGGCCUCAACGACUGCGAAGUUCAUCGUUCAAUUUAUCAAAGAGGUGAUGAAUUGAAGAGAAUUUUUACGUCUAAUCUAAAAAAGUCCCUGUUGGUAUGUAGUUUUGAAUUUACAAUUCAUAUCGAGACCGAAAGAUAUGACCAAUUUGGAAGAAUUAAGUAUGAACAUUGACUCAAAUAAUGUACGCAAUCGGAGAGAGCAUACGUAUCUUACGGCACACUGACCACCUCAAGAUUGAAGAUAAGCUCAUGGACAAACAAAUCAGAGCUCGAGUGCCUCAAAUGUGUUAAUUUGCAAACAAAGUGGCUGAUCAAUUCAAUAAUUCAACCAUCCGUGCAAACUUCAUCUCGUCGGUACGCAGCGAACGAAGCCAAAAAUUUAAUAUAAAAUAUUGACAAAUUGUUAUUUAUUUAUUUAUUUAUUUAUUUCAGCGCCGUAGCGUCCAUACAAGCAUUUAUUUAUACUCAUCCAACUGCUUUAUUACGAAUCGCUAUAAACGAACACCGCGAUGGACAGUAUACUUUAUUGUUUAUCCACUUGGCUGUUCUCUUUCUACGAACUCAGUGAUUUUGCUUAUAAGCCAAAAAUUCUUAUAAACAAAAUGGCAUUAUUAAAAAUGAAUCUAGAAUAUUUGAAGCCGAUGAUAUUGUAAGCGCAACCGGAAUUGUGAUUGCCAUAUCCAAUAUGGACUUUGCAUUUUUGUUAGUUAAACAUCAUUUCACUCUCACCACAGUAAAUUAAUAUUUUCUUUGUUGAUUUGUUUAAAGGAAAAUUGAUUUAAAUUUGUUUUAGCAUCGAAAAAUUUAGAAUUGUUGAUUUUGUUAAAGAUUAAAUUGUUAAAUUUUUUUUUGGGAUUUUUGAUUUGAAACAAGACGUGGGAGUGUUGAAAACAGUGUUACCACAAGUAGAAUAUUAUUGUGUCAAAUCAAAUGGCAUCAACGUCAGGUUGCAUUCUCAUUGCUAAAUUCAGUUCACUACAAACUGCUCAAUGAAUAAGACGCUUAACAGCAUAAACACAAUCGUCUAUUCUCUUUUAUUCUCUCUCACAUUUCCAGUCUCAAGUGGUUGAAGUGAUUUUUGAUGAUUUUCACUGCACUUUCGUUGUCCACAAAAAGUAUUGGCGAAUUCGAAACGGUUGUUUCAUCCACUUCUCGAAGUAAGCGUUUUAGCCAGAUCAAUUCUCUCGAUGCGAGUGAUGCCGCGAUGUAUUCUGAUUCAGCUGUCGAGUGUGACACUGAUGAUUGUCUUUCAGAACACCAACUUACUUUCCCUUUUCCAAGUAAUAGACAGUAACCAGUGGUUGACCUUCGUGUUUCGGUACAACCAGCGUAAUCGGCAUCACUUAUUUUAAUAUCCGUUUCACUGCUGUCACAUGAGCUUCGGUAGGUCGUUCCAUGAAUCGACUGACGUAACCAACAGCAAAACUGAUAUCUGGUCGAGUGCCGAUUGCCAGAUAAAUCAUAGAUCCAACCACUUGUCGAUACGGGAACUUCACGUUCGAUGCUUCCUCUGCUGCCCCCAACACUUGUUGAUGAUUUACUGGUGUUGCUACUGGAUUUGAGUCCUCGAAGCCAAACUUGCUUAACACCCGGCUGAUGUAUGAUGAUUGACUCAAAUGUAUCGAUCCGUUUGACGUUCGAUUUAUUUCGAGUCCCAGAAAAUAAUUCGCUUCAAACACUUUAAUCUCAAAAUGUGUUUGCAAAUAUUCGAUGACUGGCACAAUGCAUGACUCGCUCGUUGAAAUUAUCAUGCCAUCAUCCACAAAAAUGGCCAAAUAAGUUGUAUGAUUGCCACUUUUUCGAAAGUAAACACAUGCAUCCGCUUCGCUCUCCUUGAACUCAAAAUCGAUGAUGAAUUUUCUGAAUUUUGCGUUCCAACACCGUGGAGCUUGCUUCAAACUGUAUAGACUUUUCUUCAGCCUACACACACGAUCGGUGCCAUCUUCAAAACCAAUGGGCUGCCGCAUAUACACCUCCUCUGUCGAAUCACCGUAGAGAAAGGCUGUUUUGACAUCAAAUUGUUUCAUGAACAUUUUCUUUUCGGCAGCAAUAGCCAGCAGCGUUCGCACUGAAGCAAAUUUUACCACUGGACUGAAUGUUUCAGUAUAAUCGAUGCCAUAACAUUGCGUAAAACCACGCGCUACCAAACGCGCUUUAUAACGGUCGAUCGUAUCAUCUUGAUUUCGUUUGAUGCGAAAAACCCAGCGAUUAUCAACUACACGCUGUCCUUUUGGAAGAAUAGCCAUCUCCCACGUUCGAUUUUUAAUCAGCGAAUCGUACUCUUCGUUCAUUGCAUGCACCCAUGCCUUACUUCUUUCAUCGUUGAUGGCUUCAUUGUAAGUUGUGGGCUCCGUAGUAGUUGCCAAAAAUGCACAACUUGCGACACUUGCACCCGAACGUGUACGUGCAUCAACAACAUUUGACCGUUGAACAUCGCAGAAAUUAUUUGAUUUAAGAAAUAAGUGUUUGGUGCGCGUCUGGCUCGAAAUAUCAAAGUGUCGAAUCCAAAAGUUGCCAGAAUUUACGGUUUACCAAAGAUACAUAAAGCCGGAAACAAAAUGAGGCCGAUUGUAUCUAGUAUCGGGACCACUGACUAUCUCAUUGCUAAAUGAGACUUCGCUCAAAAAAUUGAAAAUGUUGUUGUGAAUUGUGAUGAGACUAAAAUUUCAUUUGAUGUGUGUUCUUUAUUUCCAAGUAUUCCAAUUGAUGUUGCAUUGUUGCAUUGAAGGAAUUUGAAAGAUAUUUAGAGCAAAUUGAUAUUCCAUUCGAACAAAAAUCAGUUUAUUACCAAGCAGCACGUAUGUGUAUGGAUCAUAGUUAUUUUCAAUUUCUUGAUUCGUUUUAUCAUGUGUCGAUUGGAACUAACAUGGGAAAUCCGCUUAGCCCAUUGAUUAGUGAGUUAUUCAUGUCGGCAUUCGAACGAAAAUUAAAACAAGAAAACUUGCUUCCCAGAAUCUGGUGGAGAUAUGUAGACGAUGUGUUCGCGAUAAUAAAGAAAGACGAAAUUGACUCAGUGUUAAACGUGCUCAAUAAUCGAUUCGAUUCGAUUAAAUUUACGUGUGAGAAGGAGAAUGAUAAAUGUAAAUUAUCGUUUUUGGACAUCGAAUUGUCAACUUCUGUGGACAAUAAAAUUGAUAUUGCCAUUUACCACAAACCCACUGACACCUUGAGAACAAUAACUAGUGAUUCAAACUGUAGCAUGCAACACAAAUUGGCUGCGUAUCAUUCAAUGGUUCAUCGAUUGUGUCGAAUGAAACUCUCAGCACAAAAUUACAUGACUGAAUACGCUCGCAUAAAACAAAUGGCGAAGAUAAAUGGCUUCAAAGGAGAUUUGGUCGACGUGUUGAUAAAAAAACAUUUAGACAAAAUAAACAAAUUUAAUUUAUCGACAUUGUUUUCGCAAAACACGCCAGAAGUGGAAAGAGUUAGAGUUGGUUUGCCAUAUAUCCCACAAAUUAUGAAAAAGAUAAAAAAUAAGUUUCGUGAAUAUAAUUUAACCAUUGUGUAUACGAAUCAAACCAAAAUAAUGAAUUUGUUGGGUUCAACCAAAGACACAAUUGAUUCUUUACACAAAUCUGGCAUUUAUGCUAUUCAGUGCCCCGUUUGUAUGUGUGAAUACAUUGGACAAACGAAACGUAACAUUUCAGUUCGUUUCCGUGAACAUUGUUUGUGCAUAAAAAACAAACAGGGCUACCGCUCUGCCUUAGCAUUCAUUACAUGCAUUGAACAGCGGUCAUUUGAAUAUCGACAUAAGCAACUUACGGCUGGUGAAAGAGAUAGGCGACGCGCGCAAAUUAGACGCAUACGAAAGUUGCUUUAUUCAGAGGAGCAACAACGCAUUGAAUCUGGAUAACGGGAACAUCGAGUCAAAUUUGCUGUCUCGUUUGCUAUGAUGCUACACCGCUAAAUGCAUUUUACAAUGUGAAA